Messenger RNA from Puntigrus tetrazona (Sumatra barb), 3152 nucleotides. It is a transcript of the gene ical1, whose product is annotated as islet cell autoantigen 1-like. Gene Ontology annotation, molecular function: protein domain specific binding. The record is from RefSeq and is a predicted model, not a curated record. Gene Ontology annotation, cellular component: Golgi apparatus. Gene Ontology annotation, biological process: regulation of transport. Lineage: Eukaryota; Metazoa; Chordata; Actinopteri; Cypriniformes; Cyprinidae. Bases 142 to 1881 code for a protein of 579 amino acids. The transcript is spliced from 16 exons.
UAAAAUUCCUAAAAAAUACAUACACUUAUAUUUGUUAAAUGCAAAUUGCAAUUUGUCGGGACCCGUGUAGCGUCGGUUGCGAACUGCAGAAUGAAGUCGCCGUGUCAAGUGCGUGUUAUUUAAGCCACACUCAUCAAGAAGAUGGACAGCUAUGGGUUCUCCAGUGAUAUGUUCAGUGGGCGAGCAGUUCUGGGGGAGGACAGUUCGGUCAUGGCCCGGAUGCAGAAGAAGUUCUGGAAGACCAAGCAGGUUCUGAUCAAGGCCACAGGGAAGAAAGAAGAUGAGCAUGUGGUGGCAUCUGACGCAGAUCUUGAUGCCAAGUUGGAGUUUUUCCGUUCAGUCCAGAGCACUUGCACAGAACUCCUGAAAGUGAUUGAGAAAUACCAGCAAAGAAUCACACACCUCUCUCAAGAGGAGAAUGAGCUCGGACUGUUCUUGCGCUUCCAGGCAGAGCAUGAUAAAACAAAAGCAGGCAGUAUGAUGGACGCCACCAGUAAAGCCCUCUGCUGUUCUGCCAAGCAAAGGUUGGCGCUGUGCCCCCCUCUCCAUCGUUUGGAACAGGAAGUGGAGACGUUCCGGAGGAGAGCCAUCGCAGACACCCUGCUGACCAUGAGCCGGAUGGAGAAAGCCCGUACUGAGUACCGUGGAGCUCUGCUCUGGAUGAAGGACGUCUCGCAAGAACUGGAUCCUGAUACUUACAAACAACUGGAAAAAUUUCGCAAGGUUCAGGCCCAGGUCAGAGGAACAAAAGUGCAUUUCGAUAAGCUGAAGAAUGAUGUGUGUCAGAAAGUGGACAUGCUGGGCGCCAGUCGCUGCAACAUGCUUUCACAUUCCUUAUGUACUUACCAGACAACGCUCUUACAGUACUGGGAGAAGACUGCGCACGUGAUGUCUGGCAUCCAUGAGGCCUUCAAAGGAUAUGUACCCUACCAGUUCACUACCCUUAAAGAAUUAAGGGACCCAUUGGACCAGAUUGUCUCCAUGCAGACGACAGAGGACAGCAAAGACGAGGAAAAGAAGACGCACCCAGACAAUCUUGUUUCACUUGAAGAUGAACAGCUGGGUGAAUCAUCCGAUACUGUUUCUACUCGUGCAGUAGACGGACAAAGUAGAGGAUCCGACAGUUCUUUGUGUGCCAGUCUGGACUCUGCAUUGAUCGAACAUUUAGGUCCUACUGGUGGAGAUAGCACAGAUGACGACCUCCUAUUAUUGACCCCUGAGCCUGGCCCGACCCCUUCUCUCACUCCAUCCUUGACCCCAACCCUACACCCGUCCAUGUCCGUUAUGCAGACUCAGAUACUGCAGGAGGCCUCGGUGCCUUCUGCUAUUCAGUGGGGUGUAGGCGUAUCACAUGAGGAAAAGCAAGACACUUUACCCAGCAGUCUAUCACCUGAAAUAGUAGGCAGGGAUCUGUUGUCUGAGGCUCUAGACUCUGCGGGGUUGAAAGAAGAGGAGGGAGAGAGAAGUGACCUGGCCUUCCUGCAGGAUCUGCUGAGUCCUGGGGCUGCGGGUGGCACCAGUGAGUUCAGUAAGGCAUGGCAGGACGCUUUCGGCUGUUUUGAGGCCCCUCCUGCUCCUGUUGCUGCUCCUUCACCGCCAGCAGAAACGACAAACACACCCGCUGGCUUCCUGCCAUCACAGCUCCUGGACCAUAGCCUUAGCGCCACAGGAUGGACGACUCCGCCUAUGUUUCAAGCCCUGCCCCUCCAGCCACCUUCCAGUGGAGGACAGCCUGCCCAGAAUAGUCCACACUCAUCUGCCACGGCACCUAAGGGAAACUCCAGGGACAUGUCUGCCUGGUUUAACCUCUUUGCAGAUUUGGACCCUCUGUCCAACCCAGACGCUAUUGGACGCAGUGAUCAGGAGUUCCUCAAUGCCUGAGGAUGACUUGGAGCUGUAUCACAUCCUAAAUAUACUUUGAUGGAAAGGAGCGCAUAUCCCAAGCCUAUAUUCGGAGCUGGAUCUCUACCUCUCCUGAAACAGUUCAACCUGAGCCAAGGAAGCAUCCGGAAAUCUCUAUCCAUAUAAAACGCAGCAAGGUUUCUGAGACACGGGAAUGUCUCUCUUUUCUCCGUUCUUUAUGUGUGUGAAUUUACUGUAUGUUCAUCAAGACUUCAUCUCUAUAUCACUAUAGUGUUGUUACCUGAGAGCAAGGUAUCUGUUACUUUAUGAAGUGCACAUGUUUAAAGGGACGUAAAGAUGAGGAUUCGCCCCCUUUCUCGUGUAUGGCUGGCUGUUUUGUCUAGGACCAAACCUCCGUAAAUAUGUGUGUGUGUGUGUGUGUGUAUAUCUGUUUGCUUCGUACGACAGGGGAGUUUUAAUGGCCACAAACAGGGUUACCGAUUUAUAACCUCUAUUAUAGAUUAUAGACUGUAUUUUUAAUUAAGAUUGAUACCUAAAGUGUGUGAAGCUGCGCAUAAAUCACAGAUAUUUUUGGAGCCUCUUUCACUGGAUAAGUUUAACCCUAAAUGAGAAAUAAAUGAAAUGAUUUAUUAAUCUAAUUAAAAGAAAAGUGUUACUGUAAACUACAUAUGCAAGUAGCGUUCUGUGCCAUUAGUUUGGUGGGAAGGAGAAGGUCACAGUUUAAUGGAGAUUCUUGUUUUUAGUCACACAAAUGGUGAAAUUAUGUCUCCCAAAUCUUCUUCACUGUCACGCUGUGAUGCAAAACACUGGAAUGUGUUCGUGGAGACCUUUAGCACAGGUUUACAUAAAUACCCUGUACUCUAUACAUGACACGCAUCUCAUUUUUUCCCAGAUGAUCACGUUUAGUCUCAUCAGGUGCGGCCAGAAAUCAAGUUAUUGUCUCAGAAUCCAGUCUCGGAUUGUUCUAGAAUGUAUGUUCGUUGAUCUGAAUAGCUUUGACCGUACAUUUCACUUCAUAUUUAACGGAGCACGUUUUCUCGUGUCUUUGAGUAGUUUAACAAUUUGACGUGUCACUUUGUGUUUGGAUCUGUGUGUGGAGAAGUUACCGUAUCACUUUUUUUUUUUUUCUCGUAAGAAAUGAAUGUACGACACACCAUUCGCAGCUGCUUUCAUCGGUUUAUUUUAUGCAACUUUUGCCUUUGUUUCGGUUAAAUAAUGUACAAUUUGAUCGAAGGAACGUGGAUCGAGAGAUCUUGCGUUUGAGAGCAAAUAAAUCCGAGUAGAAUUCC